AUGCAUAUAAUAAAAUUAGACACGCUCCCAUCCACACAGCUUUACUGCCUUGAGAGAGUAAAUGAUCUCCCCAUACCAUCCGCAGUUAUAACAGACAAGCAAACCCAUGGCAUAGGAAGAAGUAAUUCCAAUUGGGUGUCUUCUGAAGGGUCCCUUACAUUCUCUAUAAUUAUAGAUAUAAAAAAUAAUUUAAAAAAUGCAUCACUUAUUACAUCUAGUGUAAUAAAAAGUGUUCUAAUAAAAAAUUUUAAUAUUUCAGGUAUUGAAAUAAAAUGGCCAAAUGAUUUAAUUAUAAAAAAAAAUGAAAAAGAGAAUAAAGUAGCAGGAGUUUUAGUUAAUUAUGUAAAAAGUUCUAGUAAUACUGAGCUAGCAAUAAUUGGUGUAGGGAUAAAUCUUAUACCGUGUAACAACAAAAGUAUCCAUUAUAAAACCAUAAAAGAUCUAACAAACAAAAAUAUUGAUAAAAAUGAAUUAUUUAAAAUUUUAAUAACGGAAAUUGAAAAAGUUUUUUAUAAUAAAAAUUUUUAUGAAAAUUUUUACAACUGGACAGACUAUUUCCCAUAUAAUUAUGUUAUUUAUAACGGCAUUCCCUGUGAAAUUUUACGGGUUGAUGAUGAUUUAUAUGUAAAGUACAAAUCAGAAACAGUAAAAUUACAGAACAGUUUAUAUUCGUAUAACAGAACAAACAACACAAUAUAUAAUAAGUAAUAUAUAAUACACAAGCAGUAAUAAGUAAUAAUAUAAGUAAUAAUAUAAUAUAAUACACAAAUAGUAAUAAGUAAUAUUUAUUACACAAAUACCAAUAUAUUAUUAUA
This is a messenger RNA of Nematocida parisii ERTm1, 815 nucleotides long. RefSeq names its product biotin-[acetyl-CoA-carboxylase] ligase. Gene Ontology annotation, molecular function: biotin--[biotin carboxyl-carrier protein] ligase activity. The coding region runs from base 1 to 708 and encodes 235 amino acids. Gene Ontology annotation, biological process: protein modification process. The transcript has a single exon. Lineage: Eukaryota; Fungi; Microsporidia. Gene Ontology annotation, cellular component: cytoplasm. The record is from RefSeq and is a predicted model, not a curated record.